This is a messenger RNA of Trifolium pratense (red clover), 2748 nucleotides long. Its product is annotated as ABC transporter G family member 15-like. Bases 457 to 2535 code for a protein of 692 amino acids. The transcript has 9 exons. Gene Ontology annotation, cellular component: membrane. The record is from RefSeq and is a predicted model, not a curated record. Gene Ontology annotation, molecular function: ATP hydrolysis activity; ABC-type transporter activity; ATP binding. NCBI's taxonomy places the organism in Eukaryota, Viridiplantae, Streptophyta, Magnoliopsida, Fabales, Fabaceae.
ACAUUAAUUUUAUUUUUUCACCACUAAUAUCCACUAAAUUAUCUAAUCUGGUAUGGGAGUCAAUUCUGACAUCAAGUAGUUUCAAUCUCCUACGAACUACAAUUAUGAAAAUCGAACUGUGAUCUUUCCUAUCAAAUCCAACACCAAUUAUCACUGAACCAACUAACCAUAAGUAACCCUCACAUUAAUUUCCUUUACUUGCCACCCAUACCCUUCUAUCCGUUCACACCCAAAACAUUAACUCUCCCGUCUUUUCUCUCUCUUCAUAAUUUUUCCAUGCUACUGUUUAAUUUGGUACAGCAUUAAUGGUUAGUUAUUUGGUAUUUGUUGCACAUCUAUUCUACAUUUUUUUUUCUUAUCUCUUUUAAGCUUAUUCUAUGUUUAUCCCUUACAACAUAAUAAUAAUAAUAAAAUCUAAGUCAAACUUCUUUAGCUUCAUAUCAUCAUAAACAUAAAAUGGAGAUUGAAGCAGCAAGUGGUAGCAACAACAAAAGAUGCAACAUGGAUGAGAAUGAAGAUGAAACAUAUUGUGGUAUGGAUAGAGGAAGUUUUUUAGCAUGGGAAGAUUUAAGAGUUAUGUUGCCAAAUUUUGGAAAAGGACCAACUAAAAGGUUACUUAAUGGGCUUAAUGGUUUUGCUGAGCCUGGUAAAAUCAUGGCUAUUAUGGGCCCUUCUGGCUCUGGAAAAUCCACUUUGCUUGAUUCACUUGCAGGUAGACUCUCAAAAAAUGUGGUCAUGACAGGAAAUGUUCUUAUCAAUGGGAAGAAAAAAAAUCCAGGCUAUGGUUUUGUUGCAUACGUAACACAAGAGGAUGUGUUAAUGGGAACACUUACAGUAAGGGAAACAAUAACAUAUUCAGCACACCUACGUCUUCCAACAUCGAUGCCCAAAGAAGAAGUUGACGACAUAAUCGAAGGAACAAUCACAGAAAUGGGUCUUCACGAUUGCGCUGAUACGUUAAUAGGUAACUGGCAUUUGAGAGGUAUAAGUGGUGGUGAAAGGAAAAGAACUAGCAUUGCACUUGAGAUUCUCACAAGGCCUCGAUUAUUGUUUCUCGAUGAACCUACCAGUGGUUUAGAUAGCGCCUCUGCGUUUUUUGUUGUUCAAACUCUUAGAAAUGUUGCUCGCGAUGGAAGGACUGUUAUUUCUUCUAUUCAUCAGCCAAGUAGUGAAGUCUUUGCACUUUUUGAUGAUCUUUUCUUGCUCUCUAGUGGCGAAACUGUUUAUUUUGGUGAAGCCAAAAAGGCAAUAGAGUUUUUUGCUGAGGCCGGUUUCCCUUGUCCGCGUAAAAGAAAUCCUUCUGAUCACUUCCUAAGAUGUAUCAAUUCUGAUUUCGACGUUGUCACGGCUACACUAAAGGGAUCUCAAAGAAUUCCUGAUGUUCCAAAUUCAGCAGAUCCUUUCGAGAAUUUGGCUACAGCACAGAUUAAGUCAAUGCUAGUUGAGAGAUUCAGGCGUUCGUCAUACGCCAAAAGGUUAAAAGACAAGAUUCAAGAACUAUCAACCCAUGAAGGGCUUGAAGCUGAGACACAACUUGGAAGCCAAGCUAGUUGGUGGAAGCAACUCACUACAUUGACAAGGAGAUCAUUUGUGAACAUGUCUAGAGAUGUUGGUUACUAUUGGUUGAGGAUUAUAAUCUACAUCAUUGUAUCUAUAUGUGUUGGAACAAUCUAUUUUGAUGUUGGCUAUAGCUAUACUUCCAUCUUGGCUCGUGGCGCAUGUGGUGCAUUUAUAUCAGGGUUUAUGACUUUCAUGUCAAUUGGAGGCUUUCCAUCUUUCAUUGAAGAAAUGAAGGUUUUUUAUCGCGAAAGGAUGAAUGGAUAUUACGGUGUAGCAGCAUAUAUUUUAGCAAACUUUCUAUCAUCAUUCCCAUUCUUGGUUGCUAUUGCUCUUACUUCUAGCACAAUCACAUAUAACAUGGUGAAAUUCAGGCCAGGAUUCAUUCACUUUGUGUUUUUCACUCUGAAUAUCUAUGGCUGUAUCUCAGUGAUUGAGAGUCUCAUGAUGGUUGUAGCUUCACUUGUUCCAAAUUUCCUCAUGGGGAUCAUUACAGGAGCUGGAAUCAUUGGAAUCAUGAUGAUGACCUCUGGAUUCUUUAGGUUACUAUCUGAUCUUCCAAAAGCGGUUUGGCGCUAUCCGAUUUCAUAUAUUAGUUAUGGUGCAUGGGCGAUACAGGGUUCAUACAAGAAUGACUUACUUGGACUAGAGUUUGAUCCACUAAUCCCUGGUGAUCCAAAACUAACAGGAGAAUAUGUGAUAACACACAUGUUAGGGAUUGAAUUAAGCCAUUCCAAAUGGUGGGACUUAACAGCACUUUUAAUCAUUCUCAUAUGUUACAGGCUACUUUUCUUUAUUAUUCUCAAGUUCAAAGAAAGAGCAUCACCAUUAUUUAAAACACUUUAUGCCAAAAGAACCAUACAACAGCUUGAAAAAAGACCUUCUUUUAGGAACAUGCCAAAUUUUCCUUCACUAAGGCAUCAACCACUUCAUUCACUAUCUUCUCAAGAGGGUCUUAAUUCUCCACUCCACAACUAGAAGAAGAACCACAGAGAAAUAUUUUAUAUAUACUUAUAUGAUUAAAUUCUGUUGGAUUUUUAGAUAUUAGUUGCUUUUAUAUGGUUUAUUUAUUUAACACACAUAAUUAUUUGCAUUUGUUUUGUUAGCUUUAUGUAUAGACUACAGAGGAAAUGUUUUAUAACUGUUUCAAUUAAGAUAAGAAAAAUGGGAUAUUGUGUCCUUGGAUUACAA